AUGCGGGCAGUUACAGUGGGGAUCCUCUCCAUCGGAGACAUGGGGAUGGGAAUGGCGAGACUACUCAAAUCACAUGGCUAUCAUGUGGUCACAGUCGGUGAAGGAAGAAGUGAACAUACCUUAGCUCGAAUCAAAACCGCUGAAAUCGCGGUAUUACCAACCGACCAAGAACUAGUGGUCCAGGCAGACUAUGUUUUGUCUAUUGUUCCUCCCAGGAACGCCGUGGCCACCGCGGAGCGGAUUGCGGGGGCACUUAAACAGCCAGAUACGGUGAGCAGACGGGAGUCCGUCGAGGAGGUGAACGACCGGCCGAGUCGAAGCCCACUCUACUUCCUCGAACUAAAUGCCACACCCGCCCGAUUGGCGGAGGAGAUGGCAACUCUCUUUGAAACAGACGAGACGGCCACGUCAAUGGGGGGCUCGGCUCGGUGCCACUUCCUUGACGGCGGAAUUAUUGGGGGCCCGCCAUCGACAAACGUACAGGACGGGACAUGGAAGAAACCCAGCGUGGUGCUUUCGGGAGCAGUGGACCUUCCCUCCACUUGGACACAACUCUCUGACGUCUUGAACCUGAAGUUGGUCUCGAAUAAGAUUGGAGCGGCUUCUACUUUAAAGCUCUCCUUUGCAGCGUUGACCAAAGGUCUGACGGCAUUGUCGAUCCUAUCAUUUUCCACGGCACAGCGGGAGUCGCUUCUCCCGGAGUUGCUAGACCAUCUCCAGCAAUACUCACCCCACACAGCGGCACUUGCUCAGUCGGGUGUGAUCGGCAUGAGUCCCAAAGCAUAUAGAUGGGUGGAUGAGAUGCGUGGCAUAGGCGAAGCUUUUGAUCGUGACGGUGGAUGGAAUGGGAUUGGUAGUAGUGUCUAUGGCGGAUUUGCAGACAUUUAUCGAACUAUUGCCGAAGACACCAUUCUAGGACAAGAGCGAGUUGGAGCGCGGCAACGUGGUACCAGCGUUGAAGAUGCAGCCACGAUCAUAGCUUGUCGACAUGAGCCCAAAGUUGGGGAAGAUCACGACAUCCACGAGACUAUGUCAUAG
Molecule: messenger RNA, 1038 nt
Organism: Penicillium malachiteum
Lineage: Eukaryota; Fungi; Ascomycota; Eurotiomycetes; Eurotiales; Aspergillaceae
Product: Dehydrogenase multihelical
Exons: 2
Coding region: 1-1038 (345 amino acids)
Molecular function (GO): oxidoreductase activity
Source: RefSeq, a predicted model, not a curated record